Molecule: messenger RNA, 4826 nt
Organism: Asparagus officinalis (garden asparagus)
Lineage: Eukaryota; Viridiplantae; Streptophyta; Magnoliopsida; Asparagales; Asparagaceae
Product: putative disease resistance RPP13-like protein 1
Exons: 2
Coding region: 89-2734 (881 amino acids)
Biological process (GO): defense response to other organism
Molecular function (GO): ADP binding
Source: RefSeq, a predicted model, not a curated record
CUCUUGCUUUACUAGCAUCCGUUUCCGGCAUGAGAUUGGUGAUACGAUUAAGAAAUUAAAUGAGAGAUUGGAGGAGAUAUCUAGAGAUAUGUCACGCCUUAACCUAAUGAUAAGUGAACCAGAUCCUCGAGUCACAACGGUGGACACUCGGCAGACCUCACCUAUCAUAGAUAGGUCUGAUAUCGUGGGGAGGGGCAUUGAACGUGCUACAGACGAACUGGUAGAGAGUAUAGUUAAGGAAGAUGAAAGAAAACUCCAAGUCUUUGCUAUUGACGGAAUGGGCGGAAUAGGAAAGACUACCCUGGCUAAAAAUAUCUUCAAUCACCCAAGGGUAAAGUCUGAGUUCCCAACAAAGAUAUGGGUCUGCAUAUCACAAAAUUUCUCAGAGACCUCUUUGCUCAAGGAGAUAAUAAAAGAAGCAGGAGGAGAUCCCUGUAAUUUGCAAACUAAAGCAGGCCUCGAACCUCUACUGAAGGACGCAGUUUCAGGAAAGACUUUCAUUUUGGUGCUAGAUGAUGUGUGGCGAGCAGAUGUCUGGGGUGACUUACUACGUAGUCCACUACAGAGCGGAGCUGUUGGCAGCCGAGUCCUAGUCACAACUAGAGAUGCGAAUGUUGCUAGGCAGAUGGGGGCGGUGCACAUCCAUCCCGUGGAACAAUUGCUGCCAGAAUCUGGCUGGGAACUGCUCUGCAAGAGUUUAUAUGUCACCGGAGAGGAGGAGGAAAUGCAGAGUCUGAGAGGUGUAGGGGCUCAAAUUGUUGGAAAAUGCGAUGGUCUUCCUCUUGCAAUUAAGAGCAUUGCCGGUGUUUUGGCAACAAAAGGGAGAAAUCCGGGUGAAUGGGAAAAAGUUCUGAGAAAGGAUGCAUGGUCUAUGGGCAAGCUACCUGAAGAUUUGAGGGGGGCCUUGUACUUGAGUUAUGAAGAUCUACCAUCUAACCUGAAGCAAUGUUUUCUUUAUUGCUCUUUAUUACCUGAGGAUUAUGUAUUUGCUCGUGCUGAGCUCGUGAGGUACUGGGCAGCUGAAGGAAUUGCAGAAACGCAAGAGGAUUCUUUCUUAGAACCAGCGGAGGAGUGUUUGGAAGAGCUAGUUAGAAGGCAUCUUAUCUAUUAUGAAGAAGGGGGUUAUUAUAAAGAAGGGGGUUAUUAUAAAAUGCACGAUCUCUUGCGAUCACUUGCUCAGUUUCUGUCGCGGGAUGAAAGUUUUUGUGGAGAAGCACAUGAAUUAACUACAGUGUCAGCCACGACGAAACUUCGACGUCUGACACUUACCGGCGAAGGAGGAGGACCAGCACUCACCCGUCAACCUUUACUUUCGCAGAGGAGCUUGAGAACCUUGUUAAUAAGAAGAUGCUCUUAUAGUCUUGGGAGCUCCGUGUUUGUUGGAUUUCCACUUCUCCGGGUCCUGUCACUGGCGGAUUCAUGGAUUGAGAAUAUUCCAGAUGCUGUGGAAAAUCUAAUACACCUGAGGCUGUUGGAUCUUAGCGCCACAAGAAUAUACAGCUUGCCGGAGUCAAUCAGGAACCUUACAAAUCUCCAGGUUCUAAAUCUCGGGUAUUGUGACUCACUCCGCAGUCUUCCCAAAGGCAUUACUCAACUGUGCAAUUUAAGAAUUAUUGAAGCGUUGGGGGCUAUUAACCUGUCCUUUGUACCAUCUGGGAUGGGAACAUUAGAGCGGUUAAAUCACUUCAACGGCUUUGUUGUGGGAGGGGAGCAAGGCUGCAGCUUGGAAGAUUUGAGCCCUUUGGGACAGCUGAGGGUGCUGGAAAUACGUAACUUAAAGGAGGCGGUGGUACCACAGACGGGACGACACGUGCUUCGGAAUAAACUUCAUCUCAAGAAAUUAAGAUUGUUCUGCCCUAAAAACCCGUGGGAAGAUCCACCAGAGUACAGCGAAGGAGAGAUCAGCAGAAUUCAGGAUGUGUUUGAGGAGCUGGCCCCACCGCCAUGCCUGGAAAAAAUAAGAAUCAACGAUUACUUUGGUCUUCAGUUUCCAAGUUGGAUGAUGUCACCAUCGCUGGGAUCUCUUCUUCCCCAUCUCACAAGUUUGUCCCUUAGAAGAUGCAGGAACGUCGUGCAGCUUCCUCCUCUCGGUCUGUUGCCUGAAUUGAGAGAUCUUACUAUUGGGAAUGCCAAAGCGGUUGUAUCCUUUGGCUCGGAGGCUUAUGGGAGCGGCUCUACACAGGCGCUCUUUCCAAAGCUUGUGUCUAUUGAUCUCCGUGUAAUGCCAAAUUUGCAAGAGUGGUCAUUUUGUAGAGAUGAGGAGAUUACCGUGUUCCCAAAUCUACUGGUGCUGAGCGUUAAGGGCUGCCCGAGAUUGAAAUCACUCCCUGGGUGCCUGAAGGGAUCUCCCUUGAAGGAGUUACGCAUCUCCCAAUGUCAAGGUCUGGAAAGGAUCUCUCAUCUUCCUGCACUAAGAGAGUUGAGCAUCAACGGGAAAUACCCUCAAUUGAAACAUGUGGAGAAACUGGAUUCGUUGAAGACGCUAACUAUAGAUCCACGGGGGAUGGAUUUUCUAGCGGAGGGACUGCUGAGGCUGCUGCAAGACCGACAGCAUCCUGAUGAUUUCAAACUUGCAUUGCAUUCUCUAAGCGAUGUUCUUUUCAGUAAGUGCGUUAAGGGAGGCGAAUACUGGCCGGUCAUCCAAAACUUACCCAGAGUCGAAGCCAAUUGUGGAAAUCUAAAUCUAAGAUACACCAAGGAACCCUAUCACUACGAGGUGAUGGGAGAACACUAAGGUGUCCUUGGUGUGAUGGCUACUAUUCAAUCCUUAUCGAUUAUGCUUUUCCUUUGGGAGGAUUGUUUGACGCACUUCUGAAUCUCUUUACAACAUAGAGAACGGCAUUUUUAAGUGUUCGGGGCUGAAGCUGAGGUUUCAAAAUGUUGAGAAAUAUAUAUGUCAAAAACAAGCUGCGGAUUCAUCAAUGACUAGUGAUCUCAUCUACUCAUUUGCUGAUAGUUAAAUUAUAGGCAAAUGCCAUCUCAAAUGAAUUUCAAAACGAUUGUGAAAUUAUGUUAGAAAGCAGUUCUAUGUUCAUCUCUCUAGGGUACAUAGCAACAUGUUGAUUGUUGACUCUCAAAUUGUCGUCUUAGAAUGCAGAUUAUGUUAAACCCUAAAAGUGCUCUCUUUCUUGGUGUUUAUUUCUUAGUAAACUCUUUUACCAGUGUUAUUUGGAUCAUCCAAAGGAUGUUGUAUGUUCCUGGAAUAAGUUGGGUAAUACAAAUGUCUGGCUUAGCCUUUUCCUUUGAGAUUAUGUCUUGACUAGGCAUUUGCGAGGAGGAGGAUUUUCUGUAGCUACUUUUAUUCUCUUGAUGAUUGAUGUCUUGACUGUAGCUACUUUUAUUCUCUUAAUGAUUUGUAGAAGAGAUGAUGUCUUGACUAAUACUGUAUAGCUAUGUUUUAUCAAUUCUUAUAGUGAAUGUGAUGCACGGACUAUUUACAUUAAGUAUUUUCUAAUUUGGUAUAUUAUAUAUCAGAAAAUGACUUUUCGCUUUGACAUCAUAGACAAUUGUUUCUUUUGACAAAAUGUAAAUAAACUUGAUGCAUAUAGAAGAGCUGCGUAGUUGGUAUGAAUCAACUACAAGUUCCCAGGAUUUAAUGGUGUAAGGGCCAGCAUGGGGCGCACCAUUUCCUGAAAGUCUCAAAGCCUGACCUCUGAUUUUAUGGCCAUUAAACUCUAGAAAAAUCAAUUCACUAAUUACUUUAUUUACGUCACUUGUUAUUUCUUUUCAUAUAAGCCUGCGUAGAUGAUUGGAACUUUGAGAAACUAGUUGAAGGUUUAAAAUGAAAGUUUUAGAUCAAAGAAGAAUUGGAAUAAAUUUCAUGUAGCACUGGUGGAGUCAUCUUAUUGGGUCUGUGUAUUCAAUCUUUUUGCUUGCAUUUUUUUCCUGGCAUGUGACAGUUUAGCUUUAACAUGUUUAGUUUCAGACUAUCUACCUGUCUAUCCAAAAAAAUUCAUACAAACCCUUUGGUGAAAGCAACUGAUUCUUGAGACAUUGCACUUUGAUUACUCAUGCUCGUAUUUCUUAAAGAAACAAGAGAUCAUGCAUGACAAUUUGUUCACACCACUAUCUUGGAGAACUCUUCCAUAAACCUAGUUUGAAAAUGCUUCCAUACAUUACCCAAGGCAUCAACUCAAAGAUAGUUUAAAUGUCGGUAUAUAGCAUUUUAAGUGUAUGAUAUUUCUAAUUUGUUGUAUCCUGCAUAUCGAUCUAAAGCACUGUUAGUAUGCAGAGAUUGAGUUUAUUGCACGUGUCUAUACUUUUUACUUGCGGUUGAACUAAUUCGCUUGUUCAGCAUUCCGAGAGUUUCUUGCAGGUUGUGGAAACACCUUGACUAAUUACCUGCUGCUCUUCGAUCUUUUCCUCGUAUCCAAAAGUUAUUUAAACUAACUCUCUUACUACCUUAACGCUUAUAGAUCACUUAAAUACACUUGUCUUUUGUGGACGAUGGGAUGAUGACAAUGGAGGGUUCAACAUGCAGCGAUCAAAACUGCAACACCGAUUGCCUGAGCAAGGGGUUGGAAGGCGGAGCUUGCCAUAUCAACUUUGCUGAUAAAAAAUGCCCCUGCAUAACAUCAAAACCUGUUGAAGAUUGAUGCACUGGUUCAGCAUUCUUCUAGUGCUACUGUUUCGUUGGAUUGUGCACUUUUUCAGCUACGUUUCUCAUCAAUCAGAAAGAGGCAUCUGGUACUAUUUAUCCGUUCAAUUUAUGUGUAAGUGAAGAGGAAAUAGAUGUAGGAAGUCAUCUGUUAACGCAUCUAUAAGUUUUUUGUACUAGAAUCUUACUGUCAGUAUGACUGCCAAAGUAUGCUUUUUGAUUCGCGAUC